GGUGCGGCAUAUUGUUUUGUAAGGGAGAAAUGAAACUAAACUGAGUAUAAGGAGGAGUGUCUCACUGUCUGCCAUUACUUGUGGGGACAGUAUGAGAGGAGAUGGGAGCUGCUCGUCGUUUAUGAGGAAUUGAAUUAAAGGAGUGAAAACUCUUCCCACAAAAGUAACAAUGGAUAGGACGCAUAGAUCAAAUCCACAUAGCAAUGGUAGAAAAAGUACAGGCAGUCAAAACGCCCAGCAUGAAAGGCGAAAUGUGGGAGAAAGGGAGAAAAGAAACUUUCCAUUUCUUUUGCCAGAUGACCCAUUUAACUUUUUUGGUGCAACCGGAGGCCAAUCUCCUAUUACAAAACCUAAAAAUGAAGCAUAUAGAACUCGAAGAGGAAGAGCCCAUUCUGAGAGCAGAGGGGGAACUGGGACAAGACUUGAGGUCCAUCACACGUCUGGUGCCCAGCACAACAAAACGUCUUCUGCUCAAGGAGCCUACAGAGAUAGAUCAAAGCAAAAUGAUACAGCCGAUGGUAGAAGAAGAGGUAAUCCACAAGAUCAAGCAACAGGACAUGGAAGACAGAAGCAGCACUAUGGUACUCCUGAGAGGAUAAUGAGUCAUCACAAAAGUCCUGUGAGAUAUGGUAGCCAAAACUUGGCUGCAUCUUUUAGCGCAGAGAUUAAAGCAUCAGAUACAUUUAGUACCUUCCAGACAAGAAAAACUGGACUUGCAAUGAGAGCAAAAAGUGUGCAGAAUCUUUCCAAGUUCCACAUGGAGUCUAAAACAGAGGAUAAUAGUAGGAACAGACGUGAUAUACCCUUUAGCCACAAAACUCACAAGGAUAAGACAAUAGAUGUCCAUACGAUUUCCAAACUAGCCACAUUGGAGCCAUCCGAAAUCAUAAUGAAACUGGCUGCUCCAGGAAGUGGUUUAAAGGAAUUUCUUAAUAAAAGUACAAUAGAUUUUCAAAUCAUUGAAGGUUUCAUGAAUAUCUUAAAUACAGUUAUCACAAGCGCAACAAAUAGGCAGAAUGUAAUACAUAUCCUAAGUCAAGUGCAUGGAUCUAUUUUCCUAAAGCAAGUUCUUCCAUUUCACAUUUUGGACACUUCUAAAACUUUAACCCAGCAACACAGAAAAUAUUUAUUUUUUGAACAUAUUAUUACUUUGGCCACAGAACUGGCAAGUGUGUUACCAUCCAGUUCGUUUAUGGAAGUAACCAUAAUUAAGACCCUCAUUCAAAAUGCAUUUCUUGACAUGGAAGUUAAUGGCAAUAUUGUGUCUUCUGCAGAUAAUAAAAAGAAAUUGGCGGAUCUGGAAAAGUUCCUUCAACACUUACAAGAAAAAAAAGGGGAAGGAUCUUUGAAAUCAGACAAUUACAUUUAUAUUAUAGGGAACAGACAAAGCAUAGGAAGUGACUUUAGACAACUAUCGAUUUAUCCAACAUACGAAGACAUCUGUUUGUCUCAAAAGCCAUCCAUGCGGCCAAAUAUUAUUGAUGGAUCCUAUGCAGAUGCCAGGUGUUACUUAGAUACACAUUUCCGCCUUUUGAGAGAAGAUUUCAUUCGUCCUCUAAGAGAUGGAAUAUGUGAACUUGUUGAACUGGACAAAAAAGAUCUUAAUAAUGCUAAAAUUGAUGAUAUCAGAAUUUAUUGUGAUACUAAGAUCUUGUUUCCAGUAUGUACUCGUGCUGGAAUUGUUCAUGAGGUCAAAUUUAGUACCAGUAACUUAAAACAUGUUCGCUGGGAGAUCUCAAAACGUCUUCUCUAUGGAUCCCUUGUCUGCCUUUCUAAAGACAACUUUAGAAAUAUGCUUUUUGCAACUGUGGCAGAUAGAAGUGUUGAUGAUCUCCCAAAAGGAUCUAUAGCUCUUAUAUUUACAGAAGAAAGUCGACAGCAGUUGAUAAAGUAUGCGGUAGAUGAUACUUUUCUCAUGAUUGAAGCCACAGCCUAUUUUGAAGCAUAUCGUCAUGUGUUGGAAGGCUUAAAGGAAAUGGCGGCCAGUGAAGUUCCAUUCCAAAAUUAUAUUGUCCUUUGUAACACAGCAAUGUCCCCACCUUUAUAUCUCUCUCAGAAUCCUUCUGGUUUCACCUUGGAAAAGCUGCUUCAAUCUGGCAACUCUACACUGCAACAGGAUCAUAGUACAAGAGCCCCUUUCUCACUACAUACUGCUUUGUCGAACAUGCAUUUAAAAAGGCAAUUUAAUGUUCUUGAUUCCAGUACUUGGCCAACCAAAGAGGAACUGCAGCUUGACCAGUCUCAAUUCAGAGCUCUUCAAAUGGCUCUUACAAGUGAGCUGGCUAUAAUUCAAGGACCCCCAGGAACAGGUAAAACCUAUGUGGGGCUAAAGAUUAUGCAUGCUCUCCUUAAUAACUCUAACCUUUGGAAGCAGGGAAAUAGUCCAAUAUUGGUUGUGUGUUACACUAACCAUGCCCUUGAUCAAUUUCUGGAAGGAGUUCUCAAGUAUUCGAAGUGCAGCAUUGUUAGAGUGGGAUCCAGAAGCAACAGUGAAAUUAUGCAAAAAUGUUCACUUAUGAACAUUCGACGUCAAAGAAGUCGUCAAAAACUACCUGGUUACAUGAGAGCUUUACAUGCUGAGCUAUCAGAUGAAAGGGAGUUACAUCAGAACAAGCUCAUUGAAAAAGCAGCACUUCUACAAAAUGCUACUCAAGGAGUUCUUCAUGAGAACAUACUGGAAAAAUAUAUACCACCUCAUCAUUUUCGUAACCUAAUGUUAACAAAGGAAUAUCUGGAAAUUGAAAGUGACUCAGAAAUUUCAAGUAUAAUUUUAGAAUGGCUGGGAAUUUCAGCAAUCUAUCAAAAGGCACCAGAAAAAAAAGAAGAUGUAAAAUUAUGGGACAUUGAAAACUUUCUUGAAGAAAAUGAUGAACUCAGUGGAGAGUCAAUGCGUACUGUGGACGCAGCAGAUGAUGAGUUUAUAAAAGUUAGUGAUGAAGCUGAACUAGCAGAAGCUGAGAGAAUGAUUGAGGAAGAUGAUGACAUUAAGAAUCAAAUCAGAGAGGCCCGACGGGUUGCAGAACGUACAAAGAAAGAAAGUUUGGUGUUUGUACCUAACGAGAAGGAAAAUGAGGAUCUGGAAACUGAUACAGAAUUAGAUGAUCAAGAUGGCUGGGAGAUACCCGCAAAAACAAAAAAGAAACUGAAGAAAAGGAUAAAGCAUGAGCUCCAUGAGACAAGUCACAUGAAUGAAGAAGAAUGUGAGCUGAUAGUGGAUCUAUGGCAGCUGUCCCUUAAAAAACGCUGGGAAGUUUACAGAUGCUGGAGAUCAAAAUAUUUGUGUGAUAUCCGCAAUGAAGUAUUUACAUUGGAAAACCUAUACCAAAUAGUAGUAAACAGAACGGCUGAACUAAGAAACCAAGAGGACCUUUUAAUAUUACAAGAGGCUGAUAUUAUUGGCAUGACUACCACUGGUGCAGCCAGGCUUAGAAACUUGCUCCAAAAUGUUCAACCUAAAAUUGUUAUAGUAGAAGAAGCAGCGGAAGUUUUAGAAGCUCACAUUAUUACUACACUUAGUUCCAGCUGUCAACACCUUAUACUCAUUGGGGAUCAUCAACAGCUCCGUCCAAGUACUACUGUAUAUGAACUGGCUAAAAGCUUUAAUUUGGAAGUAUCAAUGUUUGAAAGACUUAUCAGAAUGAAAGUACCAUAUGUACGCUUGGACUAUCAGCAUCGCAUGAGGCCAGAAAUUGCUCAGCUACUAACACCUCACAUUUAUGACAAGCUGGAGAACCAUGCUUCUGUACUGAGUUAUGAAAACAUUAAGGGUGUUUGUCACAAUCUCUUCUUUGUGGACCACAACCAUCUCGAGGAACAUAUUAAAGAAGGCAGGAGUCGUCAGAAUGCCCAUGAAGCCGCUUUUGUGAAGUCACUUUGCCUCUAUUUCAUACAUCAAGGCUACUCUCCAUCACAGAUAACAAUACUCACUACUUAUUCAGGGCAGCUUCAUUGUUUACAAAAGAAGAUGCCAAAAUCUCAAUUUCAGGGCAUCAGGGUAUGUGUGGUUGAUAAAUAUCAAGGUGAGGAAAAUGAAAUUAUCAUCCUCUCACUGGUGAGGAGUAACCUAGAAGGCAAUGUUGGUUUCCUUAAAAUACCAAACAGAGUAUGCGUUGCUUUAUCAAGAGCUAAGAAGGGAUUAUUUUGUAUAGGAAACAUGGAAUUAUUAUCCAAAGUACCACUCUGGAGCACAAUUAAGGAUGUAUUACAAGAACGCGGUCUUAUUGGCAAGGAGUUAAAGCUCCAAUGCGUCAACCAUCCUAAUACUGAAACAUAUGUAUCUACAUCUGCCGACUUUGAUAAUGUUCCAUUAGGUGGAUGCAAAAUUCCUUGUCAAUACAGAUUAAACUGUGGCCAUGUUUGUCCACUUUUGUGUCACCCUUUUGAUCAACAGCAUAAAGAAGUUGUAUGCAGAAAGCCUUGUACGAAAAAUGCUUGUGAAAAUGGGCACAAGUGCAAGAAGUUGUGCAGUGACCCUUGUGGUAGAUGCGAAGAGCUUGUACCAAAGGAGAUUCCAUUGUGUGGACAUAUCCAAGAUGUUCCAUGUUCAAUACUUCCAGAAAUAUUCUGUUGCAAAGUGCCAUGCAUAAAGAUGUUACAGUGUGGCCACAAAUGUGUCCGAUUAUGUGGCCAAGACUGCACCAAAAAUUGUCCUGAAAAGGUAACAGUUACACUGAAAUGUGGUCACACUGUUAAAACAUUGUGUCACAUGAAGUCAGAGGUAGAGUUGUCUGGCACCACACUGAAAUGUCAUGUGAAAUGUGAGGAAAAAUUGGAUUGUGGACACAUCUGCCCUGGAAGCUGCAGCCGCUGUGGUGGUUGUGGCUUUCACUUGCCAUGUGCAGAACCUUGUGGCAUUCCACUUUACUGUUCCCAUAACUGUGAAGAAAAGUGUGGCACUGGCUGCUUCUGUAUUCGUGCUUGCGAAAAGUCAUGUUUUCAUGGAAAAUGCCCUAGGAAAUGCAGUGAACCCUGUAUUCCUUGCACAAAACCUUGUGGGUGGAUGUGUGGGCAUAAAAGGUGUACAAAACUUUGCUGGGAGCCUUGUGAUAGAGAGCCAUGUAAUAAACCUUGCAAAAAAAAUCUUAAAUGUGGUCACCCAUGCAUUGGCUUUUGCGGAGAGCCAUGUCCAAAGAAAUGCAGAGUCUGUGAUCCCGACGAAGUGAAAGAAUUGAUCUUUGGAAAUGAAGCAGACCCUGAUGCCCACUUCGUUCAACUUAUGGACUGUCCUCAUUUUUUUGAGGUGACAAAAUUCUCAGAAUGGAUGAGUGGGAAAGAUGCAGACCAAAUUAUUAAACUGAAGUCUUGCCCAAAAUGUUCAAAACCCAUCAGGAAAAAUUUACGAUAUGGCAAUUUGAUCAAGCAAACCCUUUCUGAUUUGGAGAAAGUUAAAGAAAGAAUCACUUAUAAAUGGAUGAAUGGUUUGGAAAUGUUCCUUAGUGAAAAUGACACCGAAUUACAUAACUUUCCACAGCUAAAUAAGACAGUGCAGCAGUUGCAAGAUGGCAACCUUACUCUGCGUUCACUGAUGUUAGUAGGUGAGAAGAUAACAUUCUUGCAAAAACUUGGAGCAAUUAAUAAUAAGAUUAAAAACAGCCCUAAAGUUCUAGUCAAAAUGCUUACUGAUAUUCAUAUUAUUUCUGAUGCCAUUGAUAAGUCUACAAGUAAACAUGACAUUAUAAAGAAGUACUAUGAUUUAUUCCGAAUGGCCUUAGAAGUGGAGGCUAAGAAGCACAUGCCAAGGGUUUUCCUUCAGAAAAUUGAAUCUCUGAUCCGAGAGUUAAACUCAGAAAAACACAUCAUGUGUUUGGAUGAAAUAUUUGCUAACCUGCAAACACUUCCAAAAUCCAUGGAACUUAUCAAUAUAGUAACGAAAAAACCAGACAUAUUUGACACAGAACUGCUAAAGCAAGACUUCUGGCACAGGUGUGAAGCAGGGCAUAUCUAUACUUCCAAUGUAGAUGAAAACAGUAGCUGCCCCCAGUGUAGUUUCAGUGAUGAAAAUGGCGAUGGAGAUGAAGCUCAAGAUUAGUUGUUCUUUCAAGUGACACAAAAAUCUACACUUUAUACUACAAAGUUUUUUUAUUAUUAUAUAAAAUAUAAAUAUAAAAACAUAAAAGAUGUAUACACAAAGAAAAUUAGGUUACAAGGUAUAAACAUCAUAUUAUAUAACAUUUAUUUUUACUCAUCAUUUUAUGAUUUAAAUAGCAGAGAUUACAUUUACGACUGGUUAACAAAUAGAAAAUAGAUAGAAAUAGUAAUAGUAGUAAAUAGAGAAUUUCAGCAAAUUAGAAUUUUACAUUUCAUAAGAUAGCAAUAAAAAAGCUGAAUUUUUUUUAACUUCGUUCCUCAUGUUUAAUUAUUUUACGGUCAGUUUGUUUAUGUGACUUUAGUAGAUUAGUUAAUAACUGCCAGAUCUGAGGUUAGAAAAAGUAGAAAAACAUUAUGAGGUCCAUGAAUAUUAUUAAAGGGGUACUCU
Molecule: messenger RNA, 6475 nt
Organism: Hyla sarda
Lineage: Eukaryota; Metazoa; Chordata; Amphibia; Anura; Hylidae
Product: NFX1-type zinc finger-containing protein 1-like
Exons: 19
Coding region: 170-6028 (1952 amino acids)
Biological process (GO): regulatory ncRNA-mediated heterochromatin formation
Cellular component (GO): nuclear RNA-directed RNA polymerase complex
Molecular function (GO): helicase activity
Source: RefSeq, a predicted model, not a curated record